Molecule: messenger RNA, 1470 nt
Organism: Symbiodinium necroappetens
Lineage: Eukaryota; Dinophyceae; Suessiales; Symbiodiniaceae
Source: the annotation of a GenBank genome assembly
AUGGCCAUGGUAAGGUUCUCGGCAGUGUUGCUUGUUGGCAUGUUGUCAGCAGUGCUGGCUAAUCCGCCGCCUCUGCCUGGAGCAGAGCUUGUUGGGCAAGCUGUCGACAUAUUGACAACCACACGGUCUGGGUACAGUCGUAGCGCCGGAAGCAUGUUGCAGUUGAACUACAACAUGACCACGCAGGCCUUUGACAAAGAGUACGCCUAUCCAUGGGGCACGCACCAGCCGUCACCAAUCUCCGAGUGUGAGAUGUCAGUGGCCACGCUGUCUGUCAAGACCAUGGAGGACUACCAAAAGCAGACCACAGAGGAAAUCAAGGUAGGGGCUCACUUCAAGAGCUUCACCGGGUCGUAUUCGCAUUCGACCCAGGAUGUGCGCGAACAGUUAUCCAAGGAUAGCCUUUGGGUUUCAGUGUCGCGUACGCUGUGCGUGAAGUACCAGCUGACCCUUGAGCCAGGUUUUGCUCAGUGGGAUCCGAUGUUCCUCCAAGAAUUGAAGGCGUUACCACUCAAAUUCAAUCGGACUUCUCCAGCUGCAUAUUUCAGCUUCUUUGACCGGUGGAACACGCACAUCAUCACUGGCUGCUCUGUGGGUGGCGCCGAGAGCGAAGUCAUCUACACCAAGUCUUCGUACACCAAGGACCACACCGAGCACGACCUGAACGUACAAGCGAGGGCCAGUUUCAUAGCCAGCAUUGACAAAACAGCUUCAUCAAAAACUACUGUCGACAAAGAGUUUUCUGAACAGAGCACGUUUGUUGGCAUUGAAUCGCAUGGAGGUGCCCCAACGGACGACAAGCAGUGGCCAGCUUUUGCGCAGAGUGUCAUGGCGUUCACCAACCCAGUCUGCCUGAAUCCAACUCUCGCAGAUUUUGCUGAACUCAUGAUGUCACCAUGGACGGCAGAUGGGGACCUGCAUGCCCGCGCACCAGAAAUGCAAGAGGCAAUGUUGCAGUACUUUCAUCGUCCGGGCUGCAUGAACCCUCUGUUUCCCAACUACACUGCAAGAGCGCUUCAAGAAGACGGCAGCUGUGGCCCAAAAGUGAGGAGCUUGCGACUGCAUGCGUACAUUGACAAGUUGGACUAUGUCUCCAUACGCGGUAAUCUGCUCACAUGGACCCAUGAAUGGGGUGUUGAUGUCGGCUGCCAAGAUGGGCACAACUACCCGACAACACUUACGUUCACAAUGGAGGAUGGCAAAGUGCACAAAGUUGAAUGGUAUCCACAGCAGAACCGCAAGCUCUACUCUCCACAUCCGCUAGACUAUUGCGGAGCUCCCAAGUUUACAAAGAUUGAAGGUCGCGGCACUGUCAAGUUGAAUGAACUCCCGACGGUAGACAACGCAUGGACCACUUCCAUGAUGUUCGGUGAUGAUCCGAAAGGAGCAGCGUGGUACGAGGGCGAAGUCACUUGGACAGCUGAUGACGAGUGCCAGUUUGGGGACAGAGGUUAUGCCAUUGUUGUGUGA